AGUUGAUCUCCAAACACACAGCCUAAACAAAAAAAGAUCUCAAAGAAAUGGCAUCAAUGGCUAGCUCCACAACCCUUGUGAAAGCAACCCCAUUCUUGGGCCAAACCAAGAAUGCCAACCCUUUCAGAGAUGUUGUCUCAAUGGGCAAUGCCAAAUACACCAUGAGUAAUGACUUGUGGUACGGACCCGACCGUGUUAAGUACUUGGGACCCUUCUCGGCUCAGACUCCUUCCUACCUUAACGGAGAAUUCCCCGGUGACUACGGCUGGGACACGGCCGGUUUGUCCGCCGAUCCCGAGGCCUUUGCCAAGAACAGGGCUCUCGAGGUUAUUCAUGGUAGAUGGGCCAUGCUUGGAGCUCUAGGAUGCAUCACACCAGAGGUUCUUCAAAAAUGGGUCAGCGUGAGCUUCAAGGAGCCCGUGUGGUUCAAGGCCGGUGCACAGAUCUUCUCCGAGGGCGGUCUAGACUAUCUUGGCAACCCCAAUCUGGUCCAUGCUCAGAGCAUUCUAGCAGUUCUUGGAUUCCAAGUCGUGCUCAUGGGACUCGUGGAGGGAUUUAGAAUCAACGGCCUUGAUGGAGUCGGAGAGGGCAACGACCUCUACCCAGGCGGCCAGUACUUUGACCCACUUGGCCUGGCCGACGACCCCGUCACAUUUGCCGAGCUCAAGGUCAAGGAGAUCAAGAACGGAAGACUUGCCAUGUUCUCCAUGUUCGGAUUCUUUGUCCAGGCGAUCGUCACCGGAAAAGGACCCCUCGAGAACCUCUUGGAUCAUCUCGACAACCCGGUCGCUAACAACGCCUGGGUCUACGCAACCAAGUUUGUCCCUGGAUCAUAAUCAAUCAACAUGGACAGAUAUAACAAUGUGUAGAUUAUUUAUUUGAGUUGAGUGCAUUACUAUUUUCCCCAACAAAAUGUUGUUCAUCUACAAAAGGAGAAUGGAAUUACAUAACCUCAAACUUGAUCGUUUCCUAAA
This is a messenger RNA of Salvia splendens (bonfire salvia), 974 nucleotides long. Its product is annotated as chlorophyll a-b binding protein 13, chloroplastic. The coding region runs from base 48 to 836 and encodes 262 amino acids. Gene Ontology annotation, cellular component: membrane. NCBI's taxonomy places the organism in Eukaryota, Viridiplantae, Streptophyta, Magnoliopsida, Lamiales, Lamiaceae. The record is from RefSeq and is a predicted model, not a curated record. Gene Ontology annotation, biological process: photosynthesis, light harvesting. The transcript has 3 exons.